Messenger RNA from Astyanax mexicanus (Mexican tetra), 11498 nucleotides. It is a transcript of the gene golgb1, whose product is annotated as golgin B1. The record is from RefSeq and is a predicted model, not a curated record. Gene Ontology annotation, cellular component: endoplasmic reticulum-Golgi intermediate compartment; cis-Golgi network; Golgi apparatus. Lineage: Eukaryota; Metazoa; Chordata; Actinopteri; Characiformes; Acestrorhamphidae. The transcript has 20 exons. Bases 107 to 9067 code for a protein of 2986 amino acids.
GGGAUGUUUGGUGAUGUGGCUCUCGCUCGCGGAUCCUGAGGAGCGGAUUGUUGAGAUAGAGUGAAGACGGCGGCUCGUGCACGCGGCGGACUCGCGCAGGCCAGUCAUGUUCAGCCGGCUGACCCAAGGGGUGACCUCCGUCCUGCAGGAGUUAUCUGGGGAGGAGCGGCCUGACGGCGAUCCACAGCAGGAUGGGCUGGUUCCUCAGCCACUGUCCGGUGGAGAGUCGUUCUCGGAGGGUCCGGGACCUUCAGAGGAGGUUCUGGAGAGACUGUCUCAGACCGAGCAGCUGGUGGUCCAGCUGAAAGAGCUAAUCAGGGAGAAGGACAGUCAGCUAGCCAGCGCUGAGAAACAGAUGAAGGAUGAAAAGGAACAGGGAGAGGCCAAAUUCACCAAACUGAAGCUGCAGGCCAAAGCUAAGAUGGCUGCUCUAAAUAAACAGAUCUCUGAGCUGAAAGGAAAGGAGGGCCUGAACACCAGCCAGACCCCUGACAGCUCGUUCACAGCGCCCCCUGAAGUGGAAGAGGAGCUCCUGCAGCUGAAGCAGAAGCUAAUUCAGGAGGAAUCAGCCAAUCAGAAUCUGCAGGAACAGUUGAGGGUAGCGGAACAGCAUCUGAUGGAGAAGGAGGAAGACCAUGCAGAACAGGUGCGAAUUUUGCAGGCGGUAGUUAAGGAUAAAGAUGUGCGGUUUCAGGAGCAGAUUCUAAAGCAUGAAGAAGAGCUUGUCCAGCUGUCCAGCCAGGCCUCAAAUGAAGGGGAACUACAGCAGGCUCUGCGAGCAUCACAGAGGCGGAUCGAGGAGCUGGAAGAAUCGCUGCGUUCUCGCUCUGAAGUUCUGGAGAUGUUACAGCAGGAGCUAAACAGCGCAGACCAGCAGAAACAGAUCUUGACCACUCAGUUCCGGGAGAUGGAGCUGGAGCUGACAGAAUCCCACAGGCUCAGAGAAGAGGACAGAAAGCAGCUGGUCAGUUCUGAGCAACAGCUGGAGACCCUCAGAGCCAGUCUGGAAGCUUUAGAGAAUGAACGAGAGCAGGCAGUCUCCUCUGUGGAAGCAGAACUGGUCAGGAGGAGCUCCGAGCUGGAGGAAGUGAGGGCAAGACUGGAGAGAGUGGAAAAGGAGCAGAGCGAGAGUGCGGAGAGCGAGAAGGAAGCAGAGGAGGGCAUCAAGGCUGGUAUGGAGGCUGAGCUGGCCAGCCUCAGAACGAGUUUGGAGGCUUCUGAGACACAGAGAGAGGAGGUGACCAGGACGCUGGAGGUGGAGGUGGAGAGGCGCGUAGCCGAGCUGAACCACCUACAGGAGAAGCUGGACACGGUGGAUAGAGAGAGGGAGGAGGCAUGGCAGGUCGAGAGGGAGGAGAUAACCCGUCUGCAGGUGGAGAUGAAAUCUAUGAGAGAACGUCUGGACGCUGGCAGAGAAGAGCAGGAAGCUGGAAUGAAGGCCAAGCAGGCUCUGGAGAAGCUGUGGAGAGGGCUUCACUCUUUGACUGGAAGUGAUGGAGAGGAAGAAGGGUCCAUUCCUGUGGACCCUGCACAGGUACUUCCUGUUUUAGAAGCCCGACUGGACCACCUGAGAGAAGAACUGCAGGAGAGAGAGGGUCGCAUGUCUCAGAUCACACUCACCCUGGAGACCCUGCAAGUACAACUAGAUAAAAGCACUGCAGAAGGAGAGGAGGCAGUCAGCAGGAUACAGCAACUAGAGCAACAACUCACCAGGCUACAGGUUCCCGAUGAGUCACUGGGUGAUCAGGUGACUGACCUGUCUGUGAGGGAUUUGGAUGGGGCAGACAGAGCUGAAGCUGUAGAUGACUACAGGUCAGGGGCUACAACACACAGUGAGAAAGUUCUGACUCUGGAGCAACAGCUGAUUGAGCGAGAGAGAGAACUUUCUGCUCUCAGGGAGAAGCUAGAAUCAGCUGAGCAGCAAGGCUUACAAAUUUCAACUGAAGGAAAUGCUGAAAACAUUAUGGGAGUAACUGACAGUCCUAAAGCACUACCUAGUCCUGAUGAUGAUGCUCCAGAGGAAGAGACAACAUUGAUUGCUAUAGAGACUUCCGGAAUGUCCACCUCUGUCUUGUCAUCAACUGCUGAGAAUGAGAGUAGUCCCGAGAUUAUUGGACCACAGCCAGAGUCUCCUGGAGAAUUGAAAGGAACGUCCUCAGAUGAGAUGGUAACCAGCAGUGAUUCAGAUGUUGCUCAUAGUAGUUGGACUCUUCUGGAGGCCAUUAAUCAAGAUGGAGGCCAAGAGUGGCCUCCACAGGUUCAAAAUCUUGAUGCACUCCAGCUUUCCACACAGUCUUGGGAGGAAACUACGGAAGAGCAGGUCACAUCAACAUGCUCUAUGGUUGCGGUAGAGUCCUCGUCUGUGGUUAUACGUGAAACAGUACAAGUACACAUUAGCCAGCAGGAGGCAAACUUGCUGAGUACAGAUUCAAGCUCUGGUCAGGCUUUUGCACAUGUCCUGGCUGAGGAGCUCCAGAAACGAUACAGUGAACUUCUGGCUGAACUUCAGCAGCUAAAAGAUACAGCAUCUGAAGGUGAGGAGAAAGUACACCUACUGGAGGAGGAGCUAAAGUCACUGACAGCCAUUAAGGAUGAGGCAGUGGCAAGGGCACAAAGGUAUGAACAAGACUUGAUGGAAGCGAAGGCAGAGCUUCAACAAGAGGCAGAUCACUUGACUUCUGAAAGAGAUCAACAGAGCAAUGCAACAAAGGUCCUUGAAAAAAAGAUCGAGGACUUGCAAAUGAAGACUUCCUCCAAAGAUCAGGAGAUCCAAACUCUGCAGGCAGAUCUGGAAGAACUCCAGCAAAAACUUGCUGAGAAAGAAGGCCAAGCCAGGAUGCUGGGUGCCCAUAUGGAGGAGAGAGAACAAGCUUCAUCUGAACUGGAGGAAAAGCUCAUUGAUUUGGAGGCAAAAAUUCAGCAAGUGUCUCAGGAGGCUGACUUUGCUAAAGCUGCUCUCAUUGACAAGGCGACAGAGGUAGAGGACUUGCAGGAGCGUCUUUCUAUGAAAGAGCAGGAGAUGAUGGACCUUAGUGAUACCAUGACGGCCAAACUGCUUCAAGCAGGUGAAGAGAAGUUUGCCAUAUCUAAUGAAGUCAAACAGCUAAAGGAGCAGAUGUUAGAACUUGAGAAAACUUGGGAUGAUCAGCAGAAAGUGAAGGCAGACAAAAUAGAUGAAGAAAAUGAGGUCAUUAAUUUACGCAAGGAGAAUGAAAGCUUGGCCUCUGAAAUAGCCACCAUGAAAAAGGAUGGUGAACAUGUAAGGCGAAAGUUGCAGGCAGCUUUGGUGCAGCGCAAGGAACUGCUGAAGAAGAUUGCAGGGUUUGAGAAGGCAGCAGAGGUUGGAAAACAAAAAGACAUGGUGGGAGAUAGUACCUCUUAUCAUACAGAGGAGAGCAAUCAACUGGAAGUACAGAAACUUGAAGCAUCACUGCAAGAAACCAGGCAGGUCUUAGUUUCUAAAGAAGAAUCUUUGACUAUUCUGGAGCAGAAAAUCUUGAAUCAAGAUCAAGCCCUGGCUGAGGCACAGGCUGAAAUCAAAAGAUUGAUUGAAGAAGCUCAAUCUGUGAGCCACAAAGAGCAACAAAUGCUGCAAGUUGAAGAUAAUAUUAGACUCCAGUCACAGGUUGCCAGCAUGGAGUCUGAGCUUGAAACAUUGCAGAGAAAACUCCAGGAAGCUGUUGAUUCCCGCAAAGACACCCUCCGCAAGGCAAAAGAGAAGGACCGGCACCACCGUGAACAGCUUAGGCAGCAGAAAGAGGAGUACAAUGACCUGCAACAACGUUUUGAAGCUGGAGAUGAAGAGAAAGCAGAGCUGCUAAACAGAUUGAAAGAUCUUGAAAGUCUUUUGGAUUCAAAAGAGCAACUGGACAAAGAAAAGCUUCUCAGUGUGAAAGAAGAACCUACAACUGCUUCAGAAAAUCUGGAAAAACCAGGGGCAGGCGAUUGGGUUCAGGAGGACUGGGUGGAUUUUGCUGCACCUGAGAGUGAAAAUAAACCACAGAGGGUACAUGCUGAGGAGGUAUUGCCUCUACAGGGUACACCUGAAGAUUACAGGGCUUCACUAAAUUCUCUUCAGGAAGAGUUAAAGGCUGAGCAAGCUGCCCGUGUGGAUCUGGAGAUACGUCUGCAAGAGAGUCAGGCCUCUCUGACAGUGAAGGAGAGUGUAUUCCUUGAGCUCAGUGAAGAAUUGAAUGCAUUGAGGGUAAAGGAGAAGCAAAUAGAUGCUCUUUCAGAAGAAUUGAACUAUCUGAGGGAAAAGUGCCAACAAGCAGAAGCCCAUGCAGAGGUGCUGAAAGCAGAAGUAGAGGAGGCUGCAGCUGUGGCUAGGGCAAGCAUGAGUAACGCAGAGUCUCCAGUUGCAACUCUUCAGCAAGAGGUGGAUGAGUUUAAACAGUUUUUACAAAGCAAAAAUGAUGAGAUUGUUGACCUGAGCCAGCAACUGAGUGAGCAGAGUGUCCUUCUACAGAAGAUGCAAGAGACUGUUUUGGAGAAAGACCACCAGAUUGCUUCCUUGAAAGAGGGACUGAAGGCUGAGCAAGAGAGGAGCCAAAAAAUGGAGUCAGAGAUCCCACAAAAGCAGGAGGAAGAUAAAGACAACAGUGCCAAACUACAGCAACUUCAGCGCAAGUUGCAGGCUGCUCUAGUAUCACGAAAAGAAGCUCUUAAAGAGAACCAAUCUCUGAAAGAAGAGCUCGCUGCUGUUGAGAAAAUGCGAUCAGAGCUCCGAUCAAAGCUUGAGAAUGGAGAGGCAGAGCUGAAUAAACUGAGAGCAGAGAAGGACAAGCUUAUUGAAGAGGUCGAUCGGGCCUUGCUGGAGAACCAAAGUCUUGGUGCCACCUGUGAGAGCCUUAAACUUGCCAUGGAUGGUCUUCUAAAUGAAAAAGACCAGUGCCAACGCCAGGCUGAGAGUGCCAAAGAAGAAGCCAAACUGGCAUAUAGGCAAAUGGAGGAAAAGGUGCAAGGCAUGAAGGAUGAGUAUGAAACCCUACUGAAGUCAUAUGAGAAUGUAAGUGAUGAGGCAGAGCGUGUUCGGAAAGUGCUUGAGGCUGCAAGACAAGAGAGGCAGGAGUCAGCCACCAAGGCAAGGGCUCAUGAGGCAGCCAAACUGGAGUCAGAAAGGUUAGCAGAGGAGGCUCAGAAGGAAGUUGAUUCUGUGAAAGACAAGAUGCGAAAGUUUGCCAAGGCAAAGCAGCAGAAGAUUAUGGAACUAGAGGAGGAAAAUGAGAAGCUCAGAGAACAAAUCGAGAAGAAGGAGAAGAAAGGCAACAAAGAAGAGGACCUGGUGUUGAAGCAACAGCUUGAAAAAGUCACAAGUGAUCUGGAAGCGUUAAAAGCCAAUUUUGACAUUGUGGACGCUAAACGGAAGUCCCUGGGACAGGAAUGCAAUGACCUGAAACAGAAUUUGGCUAAAGAAAUGGAAAGAAAGAGCAGUGAAACUUCUGGAGUUGUUGUUGAGGAAGAAGUGGUAGCACAGCAGUCAAGCCAUGUUUUCACUCAACACCAAGAAGAUUCAUCUAAUAGUCAGUCCCAAACAUCUCAUUUGGAGGAGGCCAUGGUGGUCAGAGAGGAAAGAGAGGAACAGCUAAAACAACUUGAAACAGCUCUGAAGGUCGCAGAGAACAAUCUGAAAGAACUCCUGGAAGCUCUUACAAAUGAAAAGGCAACAAGAGCUGAGCAGGAAUCGUUACUUAAUGUUGAGUUGUCGUCUCUAAAGCAUCACCUUCAAGAGUCCACAGAAAGAGAGGAAAACCUGAAAGAGGAAUGUAUAAAACGGGAAACCCAGCUUCAGGAGCUUCAUGCAAGGCUAGAAGCUGAAAAGGAUGACCUUGAGGAACAGCUCAUGAACCAGUUAGCCCAGGUCAAUGGCAGCAUUGCUGGUUAUCAGCAGGAGGCAGCUGACAGCAGGGAUCGUCUUGCGGACCUAAAACGAGAACUGGAGAAAACGGAGAGGGAGCGAGCCGAAUUAGAGGCUGCAGUAGCAAGUGAAAGGGACCGAGCAGCAAGACUUGAAGAAGAUAGAAGGCAGGCUCUUCGAGAAAGAGCUGAAGCUGAGGCAGAGGCUGGCAAACAGAGGGAGCUGGAGCAGAAGCUGAAGUCUGCACAGAGAGUCAAGGAGGGUAGCCAGAGCCGGGCUCGCCAACUUGAGGAACUUCUUAGGGAGAAGCAAUUGGAGGUCAGACAGAUGCAGAAAGACUGCAUCAAGUACCAGGAGAGGAUCAGUGAGCUGGACAAAGAAGUCAAGGCACUCUUGCUGGGCAAAGAUGAAGUGGGUGGUGAGCUUGAAACAGCUCGUCAGGAGAUAGCAAAUAUCUCAGAAGAGAGGAAGAAGCUUGAAUCAGAGGUGACAACAUUGAAAGCGAAGCUAGACAUGGCUCAGGGACAAGCUAGCCAGGCUCUUGCAGACAAAGCAGCCUCUGAACAAUUGGCACAAAAAUGUGAGGCUGAAUUGAAAGCGGAAGCCGAGCGUACCCUUGAUGAAGUAAGGUAUCGUUUGGGGGCCGAGCUAAAGCAGAUGGAACUGAGGCUGGAACAGGCCUACAGUGAUCGGGAACGGGAAGAGGAGGCAACUCUGGAAGCUAGGAAAGUUGCAGACAAAGCGGAUCGAUAUGCCCAGGAUAUGCAGGCACGCUUGGAUGAAUCGCUGGCACGACUGGCUGCCUUUUCACGUUCUAUGUCUUCCCUGCAAGAUGAUCGUGACAGAGUGCUGGACGAAGCUAAGCAGUGGGAGAAUCGUUUCCACAGCGCCCUCCAGGGGAAGGAGGCUGAAUUGCGAGAAGCUGAAAGCAGAGCUAAGGACUUAUCUGAACAACUUCAGAGAGAGAGCACGCAAAAAGAGAAACUACAGAGUUCACUUGAAAGGUUGGAGAAGGCAGAGCAACAAUGGCAGCUUGAGAUGAGUGAGGCAGAAAAGAAGCACAGUGAAUCUCUUGCUGCUCUGGAGAAAGAAAGAGCUGAAUUGCAAGAGAGACUGACUCAGACAGAAAGCUCCCUUGCUCAGACACGCUCCCAGUGUGACUCUCUGGAAGCAGAAACAGAAGGACUACGUCACAGAGCUAAAGCCCUGGAAGAAGCAGUAGGCAAACUUCAGGGUGAAGCCAACCAGGCAAGAGCUGAAAUCAAGGAGAGGGAAACUGAGGAGAGGAGGAUGUGUUUGAGUCUGGAGCAACUGGAAACAGAUUUGCGUUUAUGUAAGAAUCUUACAGAAAUACUUCAGGCUGAGCUGGCUGAGAAGGAGAAGAGGGAAGUGGAUCUCCUUGGAGAGAAAGAAGAAGCUGUGACUCAGGCUGUUGAGGAAGCCAGGAAGGAUGCAGACGGCAGGGCAGAGGAGGCAGAGAAGCAGCUGGAGGAGAGAAGAUCAGCCAUGCGAGAUCUUGAGGAGAGGCUUCAUAAAGCUCAAGAGGACGCCAGCCAUAGCAAGGCCCGACUGGACUCAUUCACCAAGGCUAUGGGAUCCCUGCAGGAUGAUCGGGACAGGGUGCUGGGCCAGUACAAACAGUUGGAGGAGCGACACCUACAGGUGAUGAUUGAGAAGGACAGCCUCAUUCAAGAGGCAGCUGCUGAGAAUAACGGCCUGAAGGAGGAGCUCCGUGGUCUUCUGGCUCAGCGGGACGACCUCCAUGCUGAAAACGCCAAGCUAGCUGCCCAGCUCCACGGCUACAGGGACGAGCUGAAGCAGGUUCUCACCAUGAAGGAAUCCCAGCAGAAGCAGCUGCUUUCUGCUCAGCUGGAACGCAUUAGUGUCUUAGAAAAGGAGAGGACCGAGUUCCAGGCCAGGAUUGAAGUUCUGGAAAAGGAGGCUUCGGUUAGAAAGGGGCCUGUGGUGGAGCGUGAGGUUCUGAGCCAGGCCGGACAAGGCAUGGUGCAUGAUGCUCCAGGUGCGGAGGUGGAGAAGCUGAGGGAGCAGCUUCAAGCAGCCAGGAAGCAAAUCAGCACCCUGGAGGAAACGUUGGAGUCUGAGCGGGAUGCCCAAGCAGCCCACAGCAAAGAGCUAAAGGAGCUACGCUGGGAAGGUGGCAUUCUACGGACCGAGACCGAAACGGCUGAGGAACGAGUAGCUGAACUGGCGAGAGACUUGGUGGAAAUGGAACAGAAGCUGCUGGCGGAGAGGGAAGAGGCAGUCCAGCUCAAAUCUCAGAACCAGGCCUUCGGUCAAGCCAUGGCCUCUCUACAGGACUCGAGGGAUCAAGCCAUCAGUGAAGCCAAAGAGCUCCGCCUCCACCUGGAAGAAAGCCAAAAGACAGGACACUCAGCAGCGCCCUCUAGCAGCUCCGUUGGGGAAGUGUGGAGCCUGAAAAAUGCACUUUCUGCUCUUCAGAAUGACAGGGAGAGAAUGGUGGAGCAGCUGCAGAUCCAGCGGGUUGAGCUGGACAGGCUGGGAUCGGGAGAGCUGGCCCGGCUCACUGAAACCCUGGAGAAGGAAAGGAGGAAAGCAGGAGAGACUGAGAAGAAGAUGAAGGAACAGUUGAAGGAGAGAGAUAACCAACUCAAGAGGGACACACAGGAGCUGGAGAACCUCAAGCUGGAGCGCAGUGACUGGCAGGCCCAGGCGGAGCUCCUGAAGCAGCAGACUCUGGCAUCGCUCUCAGAGCGUGACCAGCAGGUUCGCCAACUCAGCGCCAUGCUGGAAGAAGCCCGGGCAACUGGACCCAAACGGCUGCAGGAGCAUGCACACAGACAGGGAACAAUUAAAGUGGACAGUGCCCCCGGAGGACCCAUGGAGCACAGCGAGGACUAUAAGGCUGAGUGCUUUCUUCUCCAGAGAAGACUGGACGAGGAGGUGGAGCUGAGGCUGAGGGUGGAGGAGCAGCUCUCUGCAGCGAGAGAUCACCUCACACGGUUCACACAGGACGAGUGGCACUCAGGACUGCAGGGGAACACAUCUGAGACGUCUGUCCUCAUUGAACCACCAGAGGGCACUGUUACUCGAACCCGGAGUGGUGGUCCUGGUCUGCUGCGGAUUCUGAGAGGAGCUUUCUGUUCCCGUCAGCGAACCCCGCUACUAGUAUCUGUCUACCUACUGACUGUACACAUCCUGCUGCUGCUCUGUAUGGGAGGAUACCUGUAAAAAGAGAAGAGAGAGGGCAAGAAAAAGAGAGAGAGACAGAGACAGUAUGUGAAUGGGAGGCGAGUGUGUGAUGAUGUAUCUAUGGGGUUUUGAAAGAGAGAGGGAAGCUGAGUAUGUGUGUGUAAGUAUAUAUAGGUGUUUAUACUGCACACCUAUUUUUCAGUUUAGUAGCACCACCUACCUUGAUCCUACACUUUUUGGCCACUUUAUCAGACCACCGUAGGACUACCACUAACCAGAUAUUGUGGGGAUGGCUUUUUGCUCUAAUCCUUAAGGGACCAACUUUUAUGUGUUUGAUAUAUUGUAUUUUGUACAUUUAGUUCAGUUUAGUGACUACAUCCUGUCAUCAUUAACUACAUGGGCAAAGUCUCCCUAUACUCCAUACUGAUUUAUAGUUCUGCAAGCUGCUUUUUCAAGUGUUGUGCUGAAUUCUGUCUUCCUGCAAGAAUCUUUACUCCCUUCGGUUACUGAUGCCUUCUACAGCAGAAUGAGUAACAGAUACCCAUCAGAUUAAUUUUAUUUCUGUUUAUAUAAAAGGGUUAAUCUACAGUUACAGUAGAUACAGAAUCACCAGCAUAAUCUGUUGUACCCAUACUGCUGCACAGCUACAUGCCAAGGGGAGACAGAUUUUAAAACAACAGUGCUUCUUUUUCUUCUUCUAUUGGUUAAUGGGUGAUGUUAGCCUGCCUCAACUUCCUGUAAUUUAUUUGAACCAGGUCAGAACCGAUCAAGAAAGUGUUUUACACUGCAAACAAACUGGACCAUGGUUUAGUAGAUCUGGACAGAGACCACCACUUUUAGAGAAAGGAAGUUUUGGUUCUUUGUUCUGGACUGUGUGUCACUGCACCUUUUACCUAUUUUGAUUUAGACUGUGUCUGCAAUUGUACAUUUACAAAGUGUACCUGUUUCUAAUAAAGUGGCCAGUAGAUGUAGAUAUAAGGUAGGUGUGCUAACAACAUAGUCAAAGGGAGAGGCAGACAAAUAGCAGACAAUAACAGAUUUACUGACCAACAAACAUUUAGAUUUUUUUUUCUUUUAAAAUAAAUGUAUAAUUUGUUUCUUUAUUCUGCUAUUUUGCCAAAGUCUUGUUCACACAGUUUCUUCAUAAGGCCAUAAUAGUCACUGCCAACAUCAGCUGUACCCAGCCUAACAAAAAAAAAAAAACACCCAACUGCACUACAUCAGAGCAACCACAAGGGUGUGCUAGUGACUAAAGGGAAAGCUACCCAGCUUUAAAAGGUUAUUAUACUAUAAAUGUGGAAUAAAUUUCAUAUUUUCAAUUUAUUUUAGUUUAUUUAAGUCAGAUGAUGUCUUAAUGUGAUGUAAAAGUAGAUCUAAAUGAGAUUUUAACCAAUCCCAGCUAAUCAUGGGUCUUUUUCUGCAUUAAAAAAGCAAAUUAAAUCUAAUAAACUGUAUUAAUGAUUAAUUAACAGUACUGUGCAAAAGUCUUGGCCACUUUUAAAACUCUAUCCCUGCAAUAAGUGUAUUAGCUUAUACACGAACAUGCCAGAAGCCAUUAUUAGGAAUGGUAAUCAGAGGGCAUUACGUGACACAAUAUCAGGAUAAAUUGCCUGUGAUAAUGUUAAGAUCACGAUACUGUGAUUCUGUGAUACUUCACGGCAUCUGUGUUACUGAAGAGGUUAAAAUACUUCUAAAAUGUACAUACUGGGAAGUAUGGAUUUAUUGGUGUCAGUUUUACAAAACUUCACAACCAAUAUUCUUCUCUGCAGGUUUACCCUAUUCAUUUAAUUAGCGCCACCACGUGGAGCAAUGAAGCAGUAACUGUAGUAAGUCUAAAUUGGGUGGCGAGUCUUAGAGAGCUAUUGGAUGUCAUGUAUCAAUAAUGUAUCACAAAUUAAAAUUAUACGAUAUUUCAAAAAUGUAUAUUUUGUCCCACACCUGACCAAUCCUCAUUAUCACGACUGUUUUACAGCGGACUUAUCCGCUAACCUGGUGCAAUACCGUCAUACUAUAAGUGUGUGUGUGUGUGUGUGUGUGUGUGUGUGUAGAUCCUUCUGAGAUGAAGAAUAUCUUAGUUGUUACUCUUUCUGUAACGCUGUAACUCACUACAGCUGAUGCACAUUCCAGUAAGUGGGCUUAGUUUCUGGUUCUGCUAUGAAAACGGACUUUUGGGUCAGAUCUGUGAUUUCUGUAAUAAUGUUAAUAUUGUAAACACUAAUGACUGAGUUACUGUGUUCAGCUUAUUCUAAUGCUGAUCUUCUCCUCCUCCCUCUGCUGCUGAGUGUGCUGGGUCUGGUCUGGUCUGGUCUGGUGUGGAUGUGGGCGUGGUUAAUGAUGAAGAGAUGAUAAGCACAGCCUGCUGUGGGCUUCCUGUUCUAUUCUACCUGUAUAAUCAAUGUAAAUGACACCUGUUCUCCUCUGUGUUUCUUUGUAAGGGAUAUUUUUUGGAAAUAAAGUUUAUUUAAGGGAA